This is a messenger RNA of Archocentrus centrarchus (flier cichlid), 3727 nucleotides long. RefSeq lists its product as uncharacterized. The record is from RefSeq and is a predicted model, not a curated record. Lineage: Eukaryota; Metazoa; Chordata; Actinopteri; Cichliformes; Cichlidae. The coding region runs from base 291 to 2726 and encodes 811 amino acids. The transcript has 6 exons.
UGCUUGCGUGUCUGUGUGUGUGUGCAGGAUGCCAAAAUCAGGAGCUGUAAAAGAAGGGGAGGGGCAAGGAUAGAAGAAAUAGAAAGAGGGAUACAUAGAAGAGAAUAGAGGACAGUGGAGAGUGUACUGAUGCUGAGGAGAAAGCAAGAGUAAAAGGCACACUGAGGAGAGACAGAAAGCGUGAGGUGGAGGAGGAGGAGGAGGAGGAGAAGAAGACGAUCCGCUGAAGGAAGCAGCAGCAUCGGUGAUUAUCAUAGGAGCCAAGGCAGCUGUCCUCUGUUGCUGUGACGAUGGGCUGCUGGCUUUCUGGACCAUGGAUGGGUGACCAAACGAUGAGUGGGCGGAGUCUAGCACACCUGAGCCAACGGGAUGCUCUGCGGAUCCUGGCAGCCAAUCAGCGUCCAAUCACCAUGCAGAUAAAGAGCCAGAGGAGGUGCGGCACCGAGGCAGACAGGGGAUCCUGGGAGCCCCUUCCCCUUGACCUGAAGCACCUCAACCUACCCCUCCCUCUAAUGGGGGCGGGGCUUAACACUUCUAGUCCCUCCUACCAACACAGACAUUAUUACAACCAUCUGUCUCUGCCACAAGAUCACUGUGAUGGCGGACGGUACAGCUACCUGUCUAGUUCCCCACGGGACACAGUGGAUAUUGGCCGCCAGAAUCUAGAAGUAACUGCCCGUCGAUCAAAGGGACACAACUGCCUGAUGGGAUGCUGCAGUAGUAACUUAGAAGAACCCAAUGCCUGCCAUAGUCAGACCGACGAUGAGGAUUUUAUGCUGGAGAAGCCAAUGGGCUUCCUGCCCCUUCACCACGAGCUGGACAGUGGUCUGGGCUGGACAGAUGGCUCCCUUCACCAGGGUGACCUCUCAGGACUGGAGACCGAGGAGGGAGGCCUGGAGGACUGUCAUUCACAUGGUGCCCUCGCCCCAGGAGGGUGUGGGGGUUUUGGAGGUGGCUCUCCUUCCUCAGAGUCCUUCAUUUCCUCAGAGCUCAGCGACUCAGGCUUCUACAGCGUAAGCACUGGGGAGUUCAGGCAUUUCCAGAGGCUGCUGGAGAAACGAAUGCGUCUGUACAAUGCGAGGCUGCAACAUCAGGGCGAACCGUGCGAGAGGCAGGAGCGGCGUGACAGCUGCCCCAAGAGCCACCGUGAGCUGCUGGAGGCCAUACCUGAGGCGCUGACAAUGCAGCCUCAGUGUCAGCAUCUGCAGAUUGGGAUGGAGGAAGGUGCUGGGCCUGUCAUGGACCUCCCAUCCCGUGGACUAGUCAGGGUUUCCUCAGUCCAGUUCCAUAAAGCUGACCGACCCUGUCUGAACCGUCACAGCUCCAGCAGUGGAGCUCUUUUCAACCCCUCCAAUACUCAUGCUGCAGUACCACGAAUGGCAGGCCCCAUCCUCUCAACCUGCAGCACUCCAUCUAGCCACCGGAGACCGCUAGUACCCAUGCAGCACCACCAGGGGUCAAGCUCAGUUGGGAUGCUGAGGAGAAGCAGAACGCUGCAUCAUCGGCCACCUCCACAAGAGUACCGUCGACGAGCCAGCCACCCAGCUUCCCCAUCUUACUGCGCUGCAACCCUGCACCACUGUGGAGGGGUUGCACCACACAACGUCUUGCCGCCGGGCCUGCCAGAGGAAGGUGAGCUAGUGAGAGGUGUGAUGGCUUCCCACCCUGGAAGCAUAGCCCUCUCACCCCAACAACAUGCCACCCCUCUGGGGCACAUCAGAGGUGCCAACAACCACGAGCGAUGCUAUGACAACAACUCCAGCAGCCAGAUCACGCAUCACGAUUGGUGGCACUCACAAGAAAGAAGCUUGAUGCCUGAGCCAAUGUUGACAGAAAGGACCAGAGAGAUAGAGAGGGAACUGGAGCAAAAAAGGCAAAGGCAAAAAGAGAAAGAGAUUGAAAGGGAGAGGGAGAGGGAGACACAAAUUCAGGAGGAGAUGGAAAGGGAAAGGCAGAAAGAGCUUGAGAGGAGCCGAGCCAGAGAGCAACAGCACCUCCAGAGUCUUGUCCACCCUCCUCAGGCCGGUGAUGUCAAUGACACCUGGCCAAAACCCGCCAGCCGACAAUCCCAUGGAAGUGGAGGUGGCAGAGGCCUCUACAGCACGCUGGAAGGCCACACCGGGGCUUGUGCUACAGCUGGACAGGAUGCAAACAAAGGACAAAUUAAUGCAGGUUUAAGCUCUAACCCCAGUUCUGGCAUGCAGUCAAAACUUAAUCCAAACUCUAAACCCAUCGCAACCGCACGGGUCUCCAGGAGCCAGCUGCUCAGAGAUCGAGCCUCUCAGCUAGCGGAUGAACGCAGUGGGAUGAGCACAGAUGAGGAAACCAGCAAUGACAUGCUGCUGGGUCGGUACUGGACUCGAACGGAGAGGAGGGAACAAUUUCUUUUAGCCCGUGAGCAGAGGCAGCAGCUGCAGCUGCAACAGCUGCAGGCCAGAGGAUUGACUGUACGAGAAGCCGUCAGCAGAGGAGCACCCGUGGCAGGAGGAGGUGGAGCCUCCGCCGAUGAUGGAGGCAUACUGGAUAGCAAUGGAGUCAGAGCUUUUGCAGAAGGCAGGUGCAACACGGUGCUGGAGCUGAGUCAGAGGAAGCUGAGUCGUAUGAGGAACAGAAAGCUGUUGGAUGACUGGACGACAGUAGAGGAGCUCCUGACUCAUGGGACCAGGCUGGACAACCAGGAUGACAUGCUGUGUCCCAGCUCCCUGCUGACAGUCACCACUGUCUAAUUGCAUGGACACCAUGUCUAACUGAAACUCUGUGUGUGAAUGUGUGUGACAUUAAUCUAACAAUACAACAUUUUAGCAUAUGUUCUUGUUCUGUCUCUCCAGGGCCAGAUGAGAAGAUGAUAUUAGUUUUAACCACGUGUCCAGUACAGAGAGGGGUCCAGAACAUAUUCAGCCUUGUUCAUCACAGAUUGGCUGCAGCAUUAUACUAUAUUAUACUCUCUUCAUUUAAACAUCCUUCCAUGUUAAGGGGAAAAACACACCAAAACAAACCUUAAAUGUAAAAUAUAAACUUACCUAAAUUUAAAUGGCAUAACAGGUAAAUCAGACCAGAAGAUGUUUUUGCCUAGAUUUAAAGAUUUGUCCUGCUCCCGGUCCUUGUGAUAAGCCAGGCUAAACAUUACAAAGUCCUCCGUGUAUUUUUAAAAUAAUCCAGGUUAACCUGAGGUAUUUACAGCUAAAUAAUCCUGUUAUAUCUCAUCCAGUUUAGUUGGUUUUUGAUCAGCGUUGGAGUCAUUUCGGCUAAUUCAUGUUUGAUAAAUGGAUGACAUAAAUUUUAUGCCAAAUCAAACCCAAAUUAUGAGCCGUGCAUCUCUACAGCUGCAUGGGUCUACGUGACUGUCACACCUCCUCUGCUGGUGCAGAGUGUGUAAUAGCUGCCACGCUCUGCACUACAAUGAAACUGACAUCCAUUUUCUCAAGUCUCCGGGGAAGACAGAAAACAAGAAAAGUUGAAUUGUUCCUUUAAUGAAUGCGUGAAUGGGAGGGAACCUCACUGUCAUUGCUGUACAUCACCUCAACUGAUAGCUUUAUGUGUGGGUGUUUGACCACUGUACAGCACUCUGGACAAAACGUCUGUGUCAGUGUGUGACGCUUGUUAUAACACACAAACGAACAAGGUCAGAUGAGUGUGUUUGUUAGCGUUACGUCUUUCACGCUCCAGCUUAUGCUCCAUUUAUUUCACAGAAGCUCUGAUAGAUUUACAGGCAUUUGGGUUCGCACUU